UAAAACCAGUGUAUCGGCAAUCGUAUCAUUCACUACCGAUACGAGGUGCUGUAGCGGCAUCGUUCAUGGAUGGUACGCUUGAAAUAGAAGAGGAGGCGAACACAUCGAGCAACGCCCCCCCGAUAGGGAGAUGCCUAACCCCAGGUAGGCAAGCACUAGCCGAUUCCAUGAUGAAAUCAGUCACCGCAUCCGUUUCCAAGCUCAGAAUUGGAGAUCCGCCCACCAUCUACAAAGUCCAACAAAGAAUCCGGCAAGUCAACGAGGUUGCGUAUGAGCCCCAGAUCGUGUCGAUCGGCCCAUACCAUAACGGCAAGGAGAGGCUACAAGGCAUGGAAGAGCAUAAAUGGAUAUAUCUACAUUCGUUCCUCUCCCCCAAUCCCGACCAUCGGUUGGAGGACUACCUCGAGGCGAUUGAGAAAUUGGAGGAUGAAGCACGAAGUUGCUACUCCGAGAAAGUGGGCCCACAGAUGGGUGACGAGUUUGUGAAAAUGAUGGUGCUUGAUGCUUGCUUCAUUGUCGAGUUCUUUCUCAAGUUCAAUCAUCUCAACCAAAUGGCGGAUUGGCUCAAGGAAAAAGAACAGUUGUUAGAAGACUUCAAAGACCCGAUACUUAAUACGACUGGAAUGAUGUUCCUUGUAGGGUAUGAUAUGUUCCUCGUCGAAAAUCAAAUUCCUUUCAUCGUUCUGCAGUGUAUUUUCAUGAUGGCUUGUCCAGUGAACUUACCGCAUAAACUUGCCGAGAUGGCCCUUGAUUUCUUGGAUCAGUUCAUGCAUAGGAAUAAGGAAAUUCUGAUCAAGGAUUCCUACUGUCAUCUGCUCCAUUUGUUCCACUCGCAUUUGAUACCGACCGGGACUCAUAGCAAGGAGAGCAAUUCUACCAUCGAAUCCAUCCCCAACAAGAUGCCCAACCUUUCGUGCAAUCAUACCGUCGAAUCCGUCCUCAACAAGUUCAAGAAUAUACGCAGGUUCUUCCCAUCUUCGAAUAAGCCCCAGUUGGCCAUUAGCAACAAUCCAUCUCCAGUAAGGAUAAUGAUAAUCCCUUGCGCGGCUGAGCUCCAACUUGCGGGGGUCAAGUUCAAGAAGAAAGAGAAGUACAGUAGCAUCUUGGACGUGGAAUUUAGCAAUGGGGUAUUGGAAAUCCCUCCCUUGUCGAUAUAUGACUACAGCAAUGUUCUCUUUCGGAAUCUAGUAGCGUUCGAACAAUGCUACGGGAAAGCAAAAAGCCAUUUCACGACUUACUUCUGGUUCAUGGAUUGCCUUGUCAACACGUCCAAUGAUGUGGCGCUGAUCCAUCGCAAUGAGAUCAUCGAUCAUGGGUUGGGAAGUGAUGAGGAUGUGGCCCAACUAUUCAACCGUCUCUGCACUGGGAUAUUCCUUAAUUGUGAGGAAAGCUACCUUUCGGAUCUACAACAGAAAGUCCAAAAACAUUGCAAGAACAAAAGGAACAAGUGGCGGGCGAUCUUGAAGCGUGAUUAUUUCAUCAAUCCAUGGUCUUUAAUUUCUUUAAUCGCGGCUUCGAUCCUCCUCCUGCUCACCAUCACACAAACGUUCUUCACCAUCUUUCCUUAUUACCGACCGCGGUCCUAGUUCUUGAUCAUCAUGUUUUAAUGGUGUAGAUUAUUUUGAUUUUUCUCAUUUGUGUUUUGC
Molecule: messenger RNA, 1646 nt
Organism: Magnolia sinica
Lineage: Eukaryota; Viridiplantae; Streptophyta; Magnoliopsida; Magnoliales; Magnoliaceae
Product: UPF0481 protein At3g47200-like
Exons: 2
Coding region: 66-1586 (506 amino acids)
Source: RefSeq, a predicted model, not a curated record